UGGUUGCUCUGUUAGAGCUUGCUUGGGGGGAAGGGGCUGAGAUGAGUGCAGAGGCUGGGAGGAAGCGUGGUCAUGCUUCCACUUCUGGAUCUGCUUCUGGAGACAGGAAGUCCAAGAGGAAGCCCAAGAGAAAGGAAACCUAUUCAGUCUAUAUCUACAAAGUACUGAAGCAAGUGCACCCUGACACCGGCAUCUCCUCCAAGGCCAUGAGCAUCAUGAACUCCUUUGUCAAUGACAUCUUUGAGCGGCUUGCUUCAGAGGCCUCACGCCUGGCCCAGUACAACCACCGCUCCACCAUCACCAGCCGUGAGGUGCAGACGGCUGUGCGGCUCCUGCUGCCUGGCGAGCUGGCCAAGCACGCUGUCUCUGAGGGCACCAAGGCCGUCACCAAGUACACCAGCAGCAAGUGACCGCCGUGCCACAAUAAAAGCUUUCUGCCUUGGCUGCACCCUAUCUGUUAUGGCUCUGUGGGGUUGUGUUGGGGGAGGGGGUGUCACUGUUGGGGGCGGGUGCUGCUGGGGCCCGGGUGGGCACUGGUGGGGCCUAUGCAGCUUAAAUUUAAGGGUUUGGAACAUAAGUAAUUGAAGUGGUUUAUAGAGAGAAGAUUGUAUCAAAUCAUCAGCUUAAUAGAUAAUGUCACAGACUUGUCACUUCUAAUUUUUAGAAAGAAUUGCUUUGGCUUUAAUUGGCUCUAUAUGUUAUCUAGAGCAUCCAAGUAGCACAUAGUAGUUUCUGAGCUAUCUAGUUCUCAGCAAGUUGUUAACACAGAUCAUGGAUGGUGACUCUACUUCUUGUGGAGUCCUGUGGGAUUUGGUAUUCAGUCUGAUGCAACAGUAAAAGCAAAAUCUGCAAAUACACUUUAAAAACACAGAUGAUGUCUUUGCCUCAUAAUUUAUAAUGCAAAGGUUAGUUUGACCUCUGGACAUAAGGAUUGUUUGGUUGGACUGGAUGGACAGCUGUUCUUUUGAAAGUGAACAAAACCAAGUAGAGGCUUCAGGGUUUUCUUGCAGAAAGGUAGGGUCAUUCUGUGAAGAGGGUGGGUUCCACCACAGUUCUCUGAACUCCUUUUUUUUAAGUUUUUGGGCUACUGAUUGCAAAAAUCUUAUGUUGCCUUUGAGGUUCCUAUUGUUCUUCCUCAAGUGCUUCCUGACUGUGCUGGGCCUCUUUGCACCAGUCCAAGUUAUCAGCAUUCAGUUUAUCUGUUUCUACCAGAGUAGAGACAAAAUUCCCUCUGUGUCAGUGGGACAGUU
This is a messenger RNA of Cygnus olor (mute swan), 1250 nucleotides long. RefSeq names its product late histone H2B.L4. The transcript has 2 exons. The record is from RefSeq and is a predicted model, not a curated record. Lineage: Eukaryota; Metazoa; Chordata; Aves; Anseriformes; Anatidae. Gene Ontology annotation, cellular component: nucleosome. Bases 42 to 410 code for a protein of 122 amino acids. Gene Ontology annotation, molecular function: structural constituent of chromatin; DNA binding; protein heterodimerization activity.